CCCCGCACCAAGAGUCCCAGCUGAACAUUUGACUAGUUACUGCGUGUGCAUCAGUGAGGGCUGAGAAGCAGCCAUCAGCCUAGUGGACCAGUUCCUUACAGAUUUUCCACCAGUUCGCCCGACCUUCAGAGCCUGAAAGCUACGAUAGACGAAUGGAGUACGACUACAUGAGCGAUGAUGAGAACUUCAUUCCACUCGCGAAGAAGAAGGCUGCACCGAAAGGCGGGCCGAAGAAAGCCAAGGAACCUCUUCAGCCAAGCACGGCAGCGAAUAUCGGAAAAGGAAGAACAAUCGAGCAGACGUAUCAAAAGAAGACCCCGCUAGAGCACGUCCUCCUUAGGCCAGACACUUACGUCGGAUCAGUUCAGAGCCACACGCAGACCCUGUGGGUCUAUGAGAACGGAAAAAUGGUACACCGCGAGGCGACCAUUGUUCCUGGCCUGUACAAGAUCUUCGAUGAAAUUCUCGUCAACGCGGCUGACAACAAGCAGAGGGAUCCCUCUAUGGAUUUACUAAAAGUGAACAUUGACCCAGAGAAGAACAUGAUCCAGGUGUGGAACAACGGCAAAGGUGUUCCCAUCGAGAUUCACGCGGAUGAGAACUGUUACGUCCCGGAGAUGAUUUUUGGCCACCUCCUCACCAGCAGCAAUUACGACGACACGGAGAAGAAGACGACGGGAGGUCGCAAUGGCUACGGUGCUAAGCUUGCUAACAUAUUCUCAACGGAGUUCGUCAUCGAGACUGCAGACGGCGAGCGCAAGAAGCAGUAUAGGCAGGUUUUCAAUGACAACAUGAGCAAGAAGUCGGAGCCCGAAAUUACGAAAACCAGGUCAGGAGAGAGCUGGACACGCGUGACUUUUCAUCCAGACCUGGCAAAGUUCAAGCUGACACACCUGGAUGCUGACCAUGUCGCUCUCAUGAGCAAGCGUGUCGUUGACAUGGCUGGAGUGCUCGGAAAAACUGUCAAGGUCGAGCUGAAUAGGAACAAGGUUCCUCUGAAGAGUUUCCAGGAUUACGUUGGACUUUACCUUGACUCGUCCAAGUCAGGUGGCGAGGUCCCGGGCCCAUUGCCAAAGGUUUACGAGAAGGUCAACGACAACUGGGAGGUUUGCGUUUCUCUGAGUGACGGCCAGUUUCAACAGGUCAGCUUCGUCAACAGCAUCGCGACAAUCAAGGGCGGCACCCAUGUUAAUCUUGUCGCAGAUCAAGUGACCAAAUUCCUGAUGGAGAAGGCGCAGAAAAAGGCAGGGAAAGGCGCUCCGGCGAUAAAGGCCCAUCAAGUGAAGUGCCACUUGUGGGUCUUCGUGAACUCGAUGAUCGUCAACCCAGCAUUCGAUUCACAGACCAAGGAGACGCUGAACACCCGAGCGAGCGAGUUUGGCUCCACAUGCAAGCUCCCGGACAGUUUCCUCCAGAAAGUUGCGAAAUCGGGUGUGAUUGAUAGUAUCCUCUCUUUCGCAACCUUCAAAGCGAACAAGGAUAUGAAGAAGAGUGACGGCAGCAAGAAGCAGCGGCUCACAGGAAUCUCGAAGCUGGACGAUGCGAACGAUGCAGGAGGACGCAACUCUGAGCAGUGCACCUUGAUCCUCACUGAAGGAGACUCUGCAAAGGCUCUUGCUGUGAGCGGUCUGAGUGUUGUGGGUCGUGACAAGUACGGAGUAUUCCCUCUUCGUGGGAAACUUCUGAACGUCAGGGAUGCCCCUGCCAAGCAGCUAACAGACAACGCAGAGAUCACCAACAUCAAGCAGAUCAUGGGGCUUCAGCAGGGAAAGCAUUAUGACAGCACCAAGUCCCUUCGAUACGGCCAUUUGAUGAUCAUGACUGAUCAGGACCACGACGGAUCUCACAUCAAGGGCCUCCUUAUCAACUUCCUCCACGCCUUUUGGCCUUCACUCCUGAAGCAACCCAACUUCUUGCUGGAGUUCAUCACGCCCAUCGUCAAGGCUACUGGGCCACGGGGAAAGGUCCUCUCCUUCUACACCAUGCCAGAGUAUGAGGCAUGGAAAGAAUCACUUGGGGGAAGUACCAAAGGAUGGUCCAUCAAGUACUAUAAGGGUUUGGGAACAAGUACACCGAAGGAAGCGAAGGAGUACUUUGCAGCCCUUGAUAAGCACCGGAAGAGCUUUGAGUGGACUGGAGAAGAGGAUGGCGAUAGCAUUGACAUGGCGUUCAGCAAGAAGAAGGUGGAAGACAGGAAGGCAUGGCUUCGCAAUGUCGAGCCUGGGACUUUCUUGGAUCAAAGUGCCAAGACGAUUAGCUACAGCGACUUUGUCAACAAGGAGCUGGUUCUCUUCUCGAUUGCUGACAACCUGCGAUCCAUUCCAUCAGUCAUGGAUGGUCUCAAGCCUGGGCAGCGGAAGAUUCUCUUCAGUUGCUUCAAGAGAAAACUGAAGAGUGACGUGAAGGUUGCACAACUGGCCGGCUACAUCUCAGAGCAUUCAGCUUAUCACCACGGUGAAAUGAGCUUGAUGACCACCAUCAUUGGACUUGCCCAGGAUUUUGUGGGCAGCAACAACAUCAACCUGCUGGUGCCCAGUGGCCAGUUCGGCACCCGCCUUCAGGGAGGGAAAGACGCUGCAAGCCCUCGUUACAUCUACACCAGGCUGCACAAGCUUGCACGGAUCCUUUUCUCUGAGGUGGAUGAUGCUCUUCUGGACUUCCUCAAUGAAGACGGACAGAAGAUCGAGCCAACAUGGUACCUUCCUAUCCUCCCCUUGGUUCUCGUCAACGGAAGUGAAGGAAUUGGAACUGGAUGGAGCUCCUACGUGCCAACCUUCAACCCGCGAGACAUUGUCGACAACCUCAAGCGGCUGAUGAAUGGGGAGGAGAUGGAGCCGUUGCACCCCUGGUUCCGUGGAUUCAAGGGAACUGUGGAACACAACAGCAGCAAAGAUGGCCGGAACUACAUUGUGACUGGAACGAUCAACAAAGUCAGCGACACCGUUCUGGAGAUCACCGAGCUGCCCAUCCGGACCUGGACGCAGAACUACAAGGAGUUCUUGGAGGGGAUGAUGGUCACAAAUGACAAGAACAAAGAGCCGUUCAUCAAGGACAUGAGGGAGCAUCACACUGACACCACUGUGCACUUUGAGGUGCACUUGUCGCCCGAGGGAAUGGCAACUGCAGAGGCUGAAGGCUUGGUCAAGCGGUUCAAGCUGACUGCAUCAGUGGGGACCAGCAACAUGCACCUCUUUGACAAGGAUGGGAAGAUGAGGAAAUACGAGACUCCAGAAGAGAUCAUUCAAGAGUUCUAUCACCUUCGGCUGGAGUACUACAAGAAGAGAAAGGAUGUUCAAUUGGAGCAACUUCGGAAUGAGCUUAUCAAGCUGGACAACAGAGUGAGGUUCAUCCUCGCUGUUGUGCGUGGAGAGAUCAUCGUCAGCAACCGGAAGAAGGCGGAGCUCCUGGCUGAACUCAAGGAGAAGAAGUUCGCAUCUUUGCCAAAAGUCAAUGCCAGUGGCAGCAGUGGUUCAUCCACGGCUGCACAUGAGGAGGGUGAAGACGAUGGAGAGGAGGUUCAUGAAGAGGAAGGGGGUUCACAGGUCAAGAAGGCGGGCGAUGGAGGCUAUGACUAUCUCUUGGGCAUGCCACUGUGGAGCCUGACCCUGGAGAAGGUGCAAGAGCUGCUGAGGGAGCAGAAGAAAAAUCAAGACGACCAUGACACUCUGCUGAAGACGCAGCCCAAGGAGCUGUGGGAGAGGGACCUGGACAUGUUCCUUGAGGAGCUCGAGGUUGCGGAGGAGGAGGCAGCUCAGGAGAAGGCGAAAGAGGUGGCAGGCAAGGCUGGCAAGGGGAAGGGUCGUGCUGCCAAGGCUGUGGCUGUCAAGCCCAAGAAGGCACCAAAGAAGGCUCAGGUCUUCAGCGAUGAAGAGAUGGACUUCAUCUCAGACACCGAUGAUGACUUCAUGGUGGAAGAGGCCAAAGUGAAGCGAGGAAAGGGCACUUCUGCAGCAGCAAAGCCGGUGGCUGUGGCUGCUGCGACAAAACCACAGGCGCCUGUGCCUCCUGUUCAGGCACCAAAGCCGGAUGUGGUCAAGCCUCCUCCCAAGGCGAAACCUCAGGCUGAUUCUGAUUAUGACAGUGAGGAGGACUUCGGCGGAGGAACCCUUCGAGAGAGGCUUGCAGCUAUGGCAGCGAAGAUGUCAUUGCAGGAUAAAACUUCAGCAGGAGAAGCUGAGGCACAAGUGAAAACUGCAGUGUCCAAGAGACAACCCGCCAAGAGGGUCGCGACAAAAAGACCUGCCACCAAGAAAAAGGAGGAACAGGUGGAGGAUGCAACUUUGGGUGAUGAGUUUGAGUUCUUGGACGAUGUGGACGUGAAGUCUCCAGUGAAGGAACCAGUUAGCAAGGUGCAGAGGAUGCGGCCAUCCCCUUUCAGCAAAAAGAGUGGCUUGCCUACAGCUGCAACUGCGGAAGGCCGUGCUCAUCUAUCUCGUGGAGCUCAGAAGAAGCAGCCACUAGUGCUGAGUGAUGUCAGUGACGAGAGCGAGAGCGAGGAUGAAUUCCAGGACUUCAGCAGCGAAGACGAGGAUUAGAAUGGUGGCUAUCAGGAAUACGCAUGCCAGAAGGGGCUCAAGGUUCAAGUGGGUUUGACCCUUAGCCUCAUGCAUCAAAGAGACACAUCAGGCUUCUGUUUUAUAUGUUGUACCAAGAAGCAGGAAGAAUUAAGUAUGAAUCAACAA
Molecule: messenger RNA, 4682 nt
Organism: Closterium sp. NIES-67
Lineage: Eukaryota; Viridiplantae; Streptophyta; Zygnematophyceae; Desmidiales; Closteriaceae
Source: the annotation of a GenBank genome assembly